This is a messenger RNA of Varroa destructor (honeybee mite), 2419 nucleotides long. RefSeq names its product ribosome biogenesis regulatory protein homolog. Gene Ontology annotation, molecular function: protein binding. Gene Ontology annotation, cellular component: nucleus. NCBI's taxonomy places the organism in Eukaryota, Metazoa, Arthropoda, Arachnida, Mesostigmata, Varroidae. Gene Ontology annotation, biological process: ribosome biogenesis. The record is from RefSeq and is a predicted model, not a curated record.
CUGUGUUAAGAACCAGACAAAAAUAUUACAACGCAGACGGCGACUGCUUUCUUAGCGCGUUAUUGAACAACGUUCGUAGUUCUUGAAAUGAGAAACUAGUUGCGUGUUGCUUUGUUAAUGACCCGGGAAGUGUUCUUUCUCUGGCUUAGUGAAAAUGGCACAUUGCGUAGAAGACAUCCUUGGUGCAGACGCUCUAACGGUAGACGGAGGCGAUUCGCUUCGCAGCAUAGAAGUUAACAAACCAAUCGAUUGUGAGCUGGAUCUUGGAGAGCUCCUUGUCGUGGAUCCCAAUGCGAUUGAGGAUUACAAACUAAAGUCAAAUGUUGAGGAUUAUGUUCGCACUUUAACGCGAGACAAUGUCCAGUUACUAAUGAACGCUCUCUUCACAAUUCCCACGGAAGUUCGUGAAGACACCGUAGUCAUAAAACUACCUGCACCUGUAACGCGACUACCUCGAGAAAAACCAUGCCCGAAGCCCAAACCUUUGACCAAAUGGGAAGAAUUCCGUCGUAAGAAGGGUUUAAGAACACAGAAAAAGGAGAAACUCGUUUGGGAUGAAACAAUGGCGGAAUGGAAGCCACGCUUUGGCUACCGGAGGGUGAAUUCCGAAAAGGAUGUCUGGGUCCUCCCGGUUCCGGACAAUGCAGAUCCUAUGGAAGACCAAUUCCAGGUUUUGAAGGCCAAGAAGAGGGAACGGGUAGCGAAGAACGAACUCCAGAGGCUUCGAAAUAUCCAGAGAGCGCACAAGAUCGACAAGAUGGCCAUCUCAUCUGUAAUGCCGACGCAGAAACUUACGCCUUCGUUGGCAUCCAAAGCUGCUGCUGUAGCUAAGAGCAGCACGGCAUCCAUGGGAAAAUUCGACAGAAAACUUGCACUUGAGAAGGAGGCAAAGAUUAAAGGAAAGAAGCGACAUUUCGAGGAUAAUAUAGGGUCGAUAGCAACUGAAAAAGAUCGAGCUUUGAAAAUUCUCGGUGAGCUAGACCAUAAGCGACCAAAGCUGAACUACGCCCGCGUGGUAGAAAAGCAAAUGAAGAAAGAUGUCCAGCAAGAGAUUCGAGCUAAAAAGGAGCGAAAGCGAGGCACGAGGAGUUCAAAAAGGCUUGGCAAUAAAAAAGCUGCAAUUAAAAUGGCGAAAGUCAACAGGCUCAAAGGCAAGUCCAAGGGAAAGGCUAAGGGUAGCAAAAGAAGAUGAUGGUGAUAACGAAAUCUACUUUUGGCGCAAAACCUUUUGAAAAAGGUUGACACACGAAAUCGCGAUUCGUAAACGUUAAUUGGUCGAUACUGCUGCUUCUAUAAGUGCGAUGUUCUUGCUUUGUGAAGGUUAGUUCAACUGUUGAGAAUACCUUCAGUUUGUAAUUGUUACGGUAGGACAGGAAAGGGAUGUUUGCUGAGCUAAUGAAUGUAAUAUAGUAAUUCUACAAAUGUGUUAUUAAAACUAUUUACUAGUAUGUGUAACGCGAUGAAGAUAAAUUGUGUGAUCCAAUAUCGAAAAUGGUAUUGAAGCAGCUUUUUGCUACCGCCAGUUGCUGCAUUUUUUUAAUAUAUAGCUAGAAACUGAAAAUAUUUUAUUAUAAAAACAAGAAAACGAAAAGUAGGCCGAUCUCAGAAAGCAGCUCGGCACUCUUAUUACCUGAUGAGAACUCAGUAGAAAAUAAAUUUUUUUGAUUUACUAGAAAGCUAAGGUGUCAUGUUGAAAGAUAACUUCAUUAGCCGUGUACUAAUAAUAAUAAUCCGUGUAUUUGUUAAACGGAACUAUCAUUUACUAAUCUAAGAAGUGUCUGUCGGUAUUUUACUCUAACGGAAUAGUAACUAGUGUGGACACCUAUAAUAGGUCAUCUGUUUAUGUCGUACCUUGAAUACGCAGUGCUGAGUCGUUUGGCAUUGAAAACGAGAUGUUAGACACACGCAGAGGUAUGUUUGUUUAUAAUAUAAGAGUGUACUAAUAAACUGAAAACGUUUUUGUAAUAGUAAACUCUACUUGGCUCGCGGCUAAUUAACUCCAAAUUGGUUACAAUGUCAAUAAUAAAUGCUUUACUACAUUAAAGACUUCCUCUCUAUAAAAGCCUACUUUUUGUAAACAAAGAUGCAUACGUAAAAAUUUAUAUUGCUGAGUUGCAUUCACUUCCAAUUACAUAUUACUUAAUGAAAAUAUUAAUUCCUUAAUAUCAAAAAAAUUGUUUAAAUUGUUUGAAGAACAGUUUUUGCGAAACUAUGGGUUUACAGGAAUUUCUUUUGCUUUAUUUUGAUUCUGUCAAAUUUUAUUAAGAGACGCUGUAAAAUAUAUAAAUAUCAAAUAUAGACGAGCGCAUCUUUUACCAAUUGUACUUCUAGAACUGUAAAAAUAAAAGGAAAACUAAAAUUUUAGAGGUUUCAGACCUUUGUAACAAACAUAAGCUUCUAUGUCAAACUAUGAUUGGUU